Molecule: messenger RNA, 459 nt
Organism: Rotaria sp. Silwood2
Lineage: Eukaryota; Metazoa; Rotifera; Eurotatoria; Philodinida; Philodinidae
Source: the annotation of a GenBank genome assembly
AUGGAUAUUUCAAUCGCUUGGUAUUGUUAUUAUGGUGUUCUCACUCUAUUAAACGAUGUUUAUCAAACAAAAAUACGUCUUUAUCCGCCAAAUUAUUUUGGUUUUCAAUAUCAAUGGCAAAGUCAACGUAUUAGUUUGACUUUGCAAUUGAGAACACAAAGUAUUAUUGUUCCUCCACUUAUUUUUCAACUAAUCAUCAUGCUUAUUGAUGAACAAGGAAACAUUGUACCAAAUCAUGAACAAAUAACAUAUACGCCUUGUCAUGAUUGUAAUACAAAAUGUAAUAUCUAUCUACUUUAUCUACAUCGUCUUAAACAUUCAUCAGCAAAUUAUUCUAUUCGUAUCGGUCUGUUUGAUAAAUCAACAUUAAAUUAUUGGACGAGUUGGUAUUUGCCGAUUCCAUUUGAGUUUCUUCCUGUUGAUCGAAUAUCGAUUCGACUAAUCAUUCCUGAAGUAUGA